GUGAACUGCGGCAUCAACUGGGGACCUCUACAUCAAGCCUUUCGAAACCAAAAUCAAGUAAUGUAUGACGAACCUCUGAUUUUGAGUUAAUCGAAGUGUCUCUCUCCUUUCUCCCUUUCUGUGAUUGAUUUAAAGUCCUUUGAAGGAAGUUAGGGUUAGAGGUGAGGAGGAUUUUGAAUGUGCAACAAAAGGGGUUUUUUUUUUUUUUGGGAUCCUGACUUAUUCCUCCCCCCUAGUUCGUGCAGAGUUUGAGAAAAUGUCGUCAGAAAGAACACAAAGUAUAGUAGGGAGUGAGGUGAUGCCUUUGGACUAUGGGAGCAUGGACUCAGAGAGUAGUCCAUCUCCUUCUAGUUCGGAGAAGACGGUAGAGAAGGUGAGAGGGGAUGAGGUGAUAGAGGUAGGGGAGGAAGAGGUAGUAGAGGUUGGGGGUAAUGAGGUGGUAAGGGUUGGAGGAGAUAGCAUACCCAUAACCGUAGUAGAAGUAGAGGGUAGAGGCGAGAGGGAUUAUGAUGUGAACGCCGAGAUAGUGGAAGAGGUGCAGCAGUAUAGGUCUGAACUAAGGACCAGGGAUAGCCUGGGUCACUUAGUGGAAAAUUACGAGAUCUCUUCUCGAGUGCUGGUUAGGCGAGUUGGGGUAGAGGAGAGAGCGUGUUAUGCUCCUCGGGACCAUUGGAUGCCCAUAUAUUCCCACUAUCUGAUAGCGGGAUUGAGGUUUCCAAUUCCUGAGUUGCUGGUAGGAUUGUUAUUAGAUUACAAGAUAGGGUUCACACAAUUAGUCCCCAAUGCUAUGAGGGGAGGUAGUAUGAGGGAUAAGGGGUGGUAUUACUUCACCCCGAGGGUAGCCAAUAGGGAGAGUAGGUCUUUAUUCACAACGGGUCCUUCAUCCAUUAAAGGAUGGAAGGAAAAAUUCUUUUUUGCGGAUGAUACGGAGUGGGGGAGAGGGGAUGCCGAGGAAGAAGUGAGGAAGUUGGUGAGGAAGAGGGGGGAUUUACUAAACAUAAUGGACCUCACCAGCGCACAAUGCAUAGAAGCUGCUGAGCUCUAUGGGCCAAGCGCUUUGAGUGAAGCUGAAAUGGACCAGUUUUUAAACACUACUGAAGAAGCGGCCAUCCCCAAGAAGCCAAGGAAGAAGUCAAAGACUUCAACCAAGCAAAUGGAUGAGGAGAGGGCGAGGAAGGAGAAGAAGCAGAAAGUGGUGGAGGAAGAGAGGGGGGAAGAGGUACCACAGUUUGUACCUCAACCUCCUCUUGUUGAGCUGAACCCUGAGCUUAGACAGUUGGAGGAGGGGGCUGAGGUACGAGCUCAUGGUAAGGGAAAGGGGCCUGUUCCCCCGCUGGGGCCUAAGAGCAGCCUGUUCGAGGCGAAGAACAUGACGGGGGCUAGGUGGUUCAUCAAUAGCACCUUCCCCGAAGUGGACAAACACAACGCGCGAGAGGAAGCUCUGAGGUAUGGUGGAGCAUCCGUUGUGAAGCACGUUUUAAAGAGCGCGAGCUGGGUGAAUGGACUAGCCCAAGAAUUCAGGGAGAGCCUGAAGGAGCGCUCACUCUUGCAGAGGCAGUGUGACCAGCUGCAGAAGGAGAAGGAGGAGUUGGAGAAGAGAAACAAAGAACUGCAAGAGUCGCUGAACGAGGUGGUUCCUACUGUGAAGCAAUUGGAGCAGGAGAGGGCUUCCCUGAGCACCAAGCUCGUCUUUGAAGAGAGCAAACAAAGGAUCUCUGAAAGCGAGCGUGAGGCUCAGGCGCAAGAACUAGAGCUGACGAAGGAGGCUUUCUUGGAGCUGAAGGAGAAUGUGCAAACCUUGGUGCAUAAUGGAAUGAAGGAGCACAUCAGCAACUUCAUCAGCUCCAGCUCGUUUGACAACAUCGUCAACUUAUAUCGGCUGCCCACUACCAUCAUUGCAUUCACGGACUACAGGAAGAAGGUGAAGGCAGAAUAUCCCGAAGUGGAUAUUACGAAGAUUACCUUCGGAGAGCAAGAAGAAGGAGUGGAGGAAGAUGGUGAGAGCAUGUCAGGAGACUUCUGUCCUCAGAUCAACCUGAGGUGGGAGCAUGAUGCAAACGGACGUGCUGUAUUCCCUCCCCAGUUCGACUUCGAGUUCGUUGCAGUGGAGGAAGAAGGGGUAGAGGUAGAGGGAGACGAGGUGGAGGCAGGAGUGGAGGGAGCUGAAGUGGAUGAGAGCGAACCAGUUCCAGAAGUGGAGAUUCAUCCAGUUCCCUCCGACGAUGAAUAGCCUCCUCUGCCAGACGAGCAGCAGCCAACAUAGCCAUCUCCUCCAGCUGAGUAGGAGCCAGUGGAACCACCUCUCCCGGCAUAGAAAUAAUUUUGUUUUUUAAUUUUUUGUAGAAACAUUAAUCAAUUUGUAACACCAUUAUUUCGUUUAUGUUUGUUAUAUAUUUUUGUUAUCUUUUACGAAUAAAAGAACUGAGAGUAC
Molecule: messenger RNA, 2431 nt
Organism: Rubroshorea leprosula
Lineage: Eukaryota; Viridiplantae; Streptophyta; Magnoliopsida; Malvales; Dipterocarpaceae
Source: the annotation of a GenBank genome assembly